AUGGCACGCGAGUCAGAAGUGAAGUUGACAGACACAAUUCGCAAAGCCCUCCAAGAUGCUGUCGACGAUAGUAGAAUUUCAAAUAUGGACAAAAUGACAUUUAAAAAUAUACUGAACGAAGAGGGCUGUGGGCAGAAAACAAUUCCCUUCAAAACAGUGCGAAACCUUUCCAAGGCAUUGACUACCGCAGGAAAGAAAGUAUACAUACAUGAGUUAUUAAAAGGAAGUGAUGUCCAUCUUCCAUCAGUUGAUAUUCCUAAAAGGAGCCCAGAAUUAGAGGCUAGGUUAGAGAGGCUGAGGACAGAAGCCGCAAACAGAGAGUAUGAACAAAUGGUGGGGAGCAUUGUGCCCAAGUCAAGCCCCUUGGAUUUCUCAAUUGGGGAAGAUGUCAAGGCCAUAAACAGACAGAUGACAGCUGUGUUUAACUUCGUCAUCACUGUUGUGGCAGCGUUUAUGUUUGGUUACAAAGGCUCCGAGUUGUUGUUGGGUGUCUCCAAUGUUGCUCAGAAACUGACAUAUGGACUGGUUUUAGGGAUGGCAGUGUUUUUUGCAGAUCUGUACUUUUUAGUUAAACACACAAAAUGACCAAAGUGGAAUUGUCCAUCAACUGUAAAUUAGUUAUUGCUACAAUAUGAUACAGUUUCCCUGGAUAAUAGUCUGUCAGAUUCAGACAAGUGUUAGUAGCUCUUUGCUGGAGAAAUGAGCUGUUAAGACCAGUGUGCAGUGCAAGUAGGUCAAUUGCAAAUCAAAGUUGGCAAUAUUAUAUUUGAGUAUUUCUUUUUCUAAUGAAGGUAAGUUAAUUUGUAUCAGAUUAACUAUUCAUUCACAAAUCAAACCCUUGACCAAGGAGGUCAUCUGUUUGAAUUCAGUUCUCGCUUUUUUGCCUGCGGCUUAGAGUCACAAAGUUUGUCAGGUAUUUCGCGAAGGUGGGUGAUUUACCCGUGGACAGUCCUAUUUCCUCCAUCGAUAAGCCUUAAUCAUAUCCUGUAUCAAACUGAAAAACAAGAAGGGUUUCACUGAAGGAAAGAACUAAUGUCUACUGCUUGACAAAUGAGGUUUAUGUUAAAUGUUAAAAUCUCUUCAAAAUACAUAAAUUAACUAAUAAAAAUGUAAACAGUUUUCUUCUCUUUUUUUUAACCAUUAAAGUAUAAAUGUAGAAUUUUAAAAUUAAAAAGAUGCUUCAUGCUGCCUAAUUUCAUCAUUUGUGUAAUUUUGUCUCAUUUGUUUUUUAUUUUCAUGCUGAGUCAUGACCUGAAUCUCACUUCAUGCACUUAUGAUUCUAUGUUUUGCAAAUUCACAAGAGUUCCAAAAAAUUCAAAAUUCCACUUGAAAAAACUAUGCUUUACUAUGCAGAAACUGGAGGGCAUGACUUUGAUAUUCAACAUAAACUCAACAAUUGUCAUUUCCUUAAUUCUUCCAAUUUGGGAACAGAUAUUAGUAGUGCUGAAAGCAGAAUAAAUAUUAUAUUUUUUCCCAGCUUUUUGGGAAUGUAAAGAUAUGAGUGUGUUGUUCAUUAGAUGGUCUAACUAGAAAGAGAGGCUAAAUAUUCCUGCUACAGCUACAUGUAUAUUAGUUAAAGAGAGGAGACCAGGUGACCCAAAAACUAGAAGAAAUACGGUAGUCCGAGUAACUCUAAAUCUUCAGCUUAUUCAACGACUAAAUCACUUUUUUCAGUGGAAUUUAUGCAUACAAUUAUUAUGAAAAUGACCCUAAGCAUGAUUUGUUUUUGACAAUAAGGAUGCAAGCUUCAUAAAAACUGUGCAAAUUAUUUCUCUGCACCCCAUAGUUCUUUCAGAAUGUUUCAAAAUAUUGGUCACAGAGGCGAGUGAAAAAGUUGAAGAAUAAGUUUAUGUUUGUGAUGUUUUAUUCAAUUGAAGUGUGUGCCAUGGAAUGUAUUCAGCUAGUUAUGAAGGCAUGAUUAAAGUGAUUAUUUGUUUAUAGUACGUGUAUUUAUUGAUCAGGUUUUCUCAUACAGCACAUCUCUUUCAUGUUUGAUUUCCAUUAGUGCACAACACGCACAAAACUUACAUGUAUUGAAUGAACACUUUAAUAUUUGUGCAAAUUGUGUUUAUAUGCUCUGUAUUCAACGCAGUAAUAAACUGUAUAUUUUCACUUUCACAUUU
Molecule: messenger RNA, 2123 nt
Organism: Liolophura sinensis
Lineage: Eukaryota; Metazoa; Mollusca; Polyplacophora; Chitonida; Chitonidae
Product: transmembrane protein 199-like
Exons: 6
Coding region: 1-585 (194 amino acids)
Biological process (GO): vacuolar proton-transporting V-type ATPase complex assembly
Cellular component (GO): endomembrane system
Source: RefSeq, a predicted model, not a curated record